CACACAUCUGUCUCUCUCUCUCUCUCCUCUAGCUCUCUCUCUCUACAAUAUUCAAGAAUAGAUUCCUUGUCACCUACAGGAACAUCCUCCAAUGGAAUAAAAAUCUAUCCAAAAAAAAAAAAACAAGCCAGAGAAAAAGGAAGAAGUGGAUCUAAGAAAAAUAUGGGUGCGCAAUUGAGAAGCACCACCCGUAAUAAUCACUACAUUCGCGCCCUUAACGAAGCCUAUUAUUCUCUGGCACAAACGACAUCAUCACAGUCAUGGUUGUCUACGUCCUUGCUGUCGUUUUCUUCACCCACUAGCCCGUUUCUGCUCAAUAGGAAGAAUUCUCUUGGUCUGAUUACCACCGCCAAAACAGGAGGGAAAAACGACGUCGUAGGAAGAGAGAGAAGAAGAAAUGGGAUUGUUGUGGCGUCAAGCAACGUCGGAGCGGCGCCGUUUUGGGAUGGUUGGACGCCUGAAAAGGCUUCCUCCGCUCCUUCCCUUAGCGACAUCCUUUGGCCUUCUGCAGGGGCCUUUGCGGCAAUGGCGUUAUUGGGAAAGAUGGAUCAGAUAUUGGCACCCAAAGGAGUUUCAAUGACAAUUGCGCCCUUAGGGGCUGUUUGUGCUGUCCUAUUUGCCACACCAUCAUCCCCUGGUGCUAAGAAGUACAACAUGUUCAUGGCCCAAAUCGGUUGUGCAGCCAUCGGUGUUCUAGCAUUCUCUAUAUUUGGUCCGGGAUGGCUCGCUAGGAGCUCUGCGCUUGCUGCUUCCAUAGCUUUCAUGAUUUUCACGCGUUCUACUCAUCCACCAGCUGCCAGCUUGCCGAUAUUGUUCAUCGAUGGAGCUAAGUUGCAUUCCUUGAAUUUCUGGUAUGCAUUGUUCCCGGGUGCUGCCGGCUGUGUUCUCCUCUGUUUGAUUCAAGAAGUGGUGGUCUACUUGAGGAACAACCUCAAAUUUUGACCUUGAUCUGCAAAAGCAAAUACAUUAACAUGCUUUUCCCUCAUCAAAUUCGGCGCAACGGUUCGUCAGAACUUCCAAUGGAAAAGGAUCAUAUUGGAAGGCCUCGGAGUAUCGUUACCAGCAUUUUUUCCACUCCAAUAACGUGAGCAAGUUCUUUUUAAACUCUACGAAAGAGUUCUCAUAAAAUGUUUAUGAAAACCUUGGCCAAGAUUGAUGCACAAGAACUUGAUACUGAUACGAUUCUAAAGUCGUUAAAUUCACUGGGAAGAAAAUUGGGAUUAAGAACAUUGCUCGCAAGCCAAAGAAAGCCAUUUCUUUUGUGUAUAAACUGUAUUUAUGAAUGAGCAAUAAAAGAUUCGUCUCAUC
This is a messenger RNA of Morus notabilis, 1308 nucleotides long. RefSeq lists its product as uncharacterized. The transcript has 5 exons. The record is from RefSeq and is a predicted model, not a curated record. NCBI's taxonomy places the organism in Eukaryota, Viridiplantae, Streptophyta, Magnoliopsida, Rosales, Moraceae. The coding region runs from base 163 to 942 and encodes 259 amino acids.